GGUUAAACCCUGGGGACGAGGUUGCAUGAGCAAAAAUGGCGGAAGAUUUGACAUAACUUCACGAUUAGGAUUUUUCAUAACCAGCUGACGAUAUGAAGAGAUGCAAAUCACAUUCUAAGAGAAGAACUAUUGUUCCUGACUCUCACGUAAUAAAUGAAGUACAAAAUGUGUUACGGGGUCGAAUUUUUCAUGGCGAUAUUCCGCCAGACUUGCAUGGUUUAGAAGAGCAAAAGAGGUAAGCAAACUGAUUUGGACAUACAGUAUGUUGUACCCCCCGUUGAAUAGAAGUCUCAUACCAGUUUUUGCACUCUCAGUUUAAUCUCUUAUCCUUAAACUGCUUAGCUCUGUACACUGAAGUUCACUAAACUUUGACUGUGAGGAAAAAAACCUGGUACAUCGGAAAUCGAUUUAAGUCGAUCAUCAAAUUUCGUGUGAUUGUCGAUUUCUAUCGAAAUUGGUGUUAGAGUUCGAUUCUAUCCGAAAACUAUUGGUAGUUAAAAAAAGCGAUCUGAGGCAAUAGUUUCAAUAUCCGUUUGCAAAUUUUGAACAAGUCACCUGUUUGAAAAGUGUUGACAACUAUUAACAAUUAUUAUUGACAAAUAUCAAGCACUAUCCACUUAUCGACUAGCUUUCCGAGGAUCAAUUUCGAUGACAUGAUGACAUGUAAUGUCCUGUUUUCUCACGCCUUGUGGUCGUAUUUAGAUCUGUUCUAUUUAAUGGUUCAUCUGACCUAUUUACCAAUCAUUUCAAUACAAGUCGUUUUGAUACAAGUUUAUUGAGUGGAGGUGUAAAUGAUUUCACAUACUUGGCUUAAAGAACAAAGAGUAUUCACCCAAAUUAUUUUUCUUUUUCACGUGCAAACAACACUUGAAAUGAACAAAAUUUUUUUGCAAUUUCACUGCUUGAGUUUGUAUCAAAACGACUUGUAUUGAAACAACCGGUUUCCCUAUGUAAACUCAAAAAUUUUCUCAAGGGAGUUACAUAGCACUUCUUUAACACUGUAACUUGUGCGGAAAUAUGCAAAACACAAACUGUGGAUAAAUUACAUUUUUGGCAACUAGACUAUCAGUACAGAAUACAGGGCCAUAUUGUAAGGAGUGUAACAAGCCAUAAUUAUUAACAGAAAAGGUUGUUAUAAUUCAGUAAGGUGGGAGCAAGUGGCUCUGUAUUCUAUUGUUUUGACUAAAUAUUUCCUCAUAGUAAGUGUCUCUAAGAGUGAAAAAAAAAAUGCACUUUUUAUUUGAGUGUCAAUGUAUUUAGCACGAAAGUACUAAUUGGGGACACUAUAUUUUAUGUCUGCAACUGGAGACGGGACCGCCAUUUUAUGUGGUCAUCCGAGCCACGCGAAGGUCUAGCCUGUUGCAGUGCAAAGGGAGCACCUUCAUUUCUCGGUUAUUUUAAGACCCUAAGUAUUGGUCUGGCCCCAGGAAUCGAACCCGCGACCUCCCGCUCUGCAGUCAACACGCUCUACCAACUGAGCUAACACUGCCGCGGUUACACUGCCGCGGUGAAUAUACUGAAUAGCUUCAUGCAUAAUUGGUUUCAUUUCAUUCCUUACUUCUUUGUCACCAGGGAAUUGCUAGAUCUGAUAAAGCGAUGUGCACAAUACGGUGAAAGUAACUCUGUUUUACUGAUUGGUCCAAGAGGAAGUGGAAAGUCACUGGUAAGAACUCUGUCAAAGUUCUGUAAUACAGUGAAACUCUUGCUAAUUGUCUGUCUUAUAAGAGCCAUUCCAGCCUUGCUUACAGAAAUCGCAGUUUUUUUGUCAUAGUAGUUUACACCGAUUCUGUGCGGCAGCAACUACUGAACUUUAAUUCCUUGGAUUCUUUGCUCUACCUAUUGGAUUGCAGAUUAAAGAAAUUGAGAAUUUCCAUUGCUUUAUCUUCAGCUUGUCAAGACCAUUCUGGAGGAUUUAUAUAAAACAAAAGGGGUGAAACAGAACAUGUUGGAAGUUCAUUUAAAUGGUAAGAUCGUGUAGCAUGAUACAUCAUAUUGCCUUGUGCACUAAAACUCAAAAAAGGAGAAAAAGGAAAAAUGAGAGAAAAAUUUUCACCUGAAUUUAAUUUUGUCCUGUAACAUACAUGUGUAUACGUAACUUAGAAAUUGCAUACAAUAAAUUCUAAGCCAAAAAGUAGAUGUGUUAGGACUUUUUCUUGAAAGAGAGCCCCUGUGGUUUGACUCUCAUAAACGACCACCUCCUCCCAUAAGCAACCACUAAAUCUUUCAAUUUUGGGAGGUUCGACUGCAUUUCAUUUCAGAAACCAGUGGGUUGUGAAACAACAUGUAUGGAUAGACUUGGUAUAAACUGGGCCACUCACUGGUUUUAGUAAAAUCCAACUAGUGGUCUAUUAUCAAUGCUGCAUUCUGAGAGGUUGAGUUACUACUAGGCUAUAUGUUAUAGCCCACUAGUAACGAAAAGUGCCGGCUUUGAAAACCCAAACAAUGGCAGCUCAAUCACAUUUCUGCUAGCUAAAGUUGUUUUUGUCUCGCUAUUUUUGACCAACUAGUUGGAUUUUACAAAAACAAUUCCUCUCGCCCUCAUGGCCUCUGAGUCAACAGCCGAUGAGGCCAAAGGCUGAAUGGGCUAUUGACUCUGAACCCAUUUGGGCUCAAGGAAUAAUAAUGUUAAAUAUUCAGCAGCCAUACACUGUGCUUGUUUGUUUGAAGGUCAUGGCUAAGUAAACAACUUGGGGUUUGAAUGACUUGAUAAUGAGCUGGACAAUCGCAGUGGGUGAUUGUUAUUAUUAUCAUUAUUUUAUUAUUAUUUUUAUAUAAUGUACAAAAUGUAUUAAUUUUCCAGCAAAAGUGAUUUUCAUGCAUGGUCAUCUGAAAUCUUCAGAUUCAGGUGUAAAACCUCUGUUGCCCGAGAAAACAGCCAAAAUUUGUGAUGCCACUAGUUUCUUCACUAAUGAUGCCUGACAAGAUCUUGAUAGUGCUUCUGUUUGGUCAUACCACUCAGGAAUUUUGUUUCAACCAAUCAGAAGCCCUACCCUGCUCUUUUGAAGCUUGAUGUUUAUGAACUAUUCCUACCUAUGGGGUGGGCAGUUAUUCAAGGUGGAUGCUAAUUUGAGGUUAGGCACUUAAUCUAAUAAAUACGGUGUUGAUUGUUAGGCUUAGUGCAAACAGAUGACAGAUCAGCUUUGUUGCAAAUAACAAGACAACUGCAACUAGAAAACACAGUAGGAGACAAAGUAUUUGUAAGUAUUUUGAUAAGAGUAUGAUAUUUGAGAAUUUAAGGAAAACUUCAAGAAAACCUGGAUUGGAUUGGAUGGGAUCAAACCCUUCAACUUACUAAAUGCGUGGUUCAUACAAAUAUCUUGAAAAGGUCUUGAAUUUCACUAGUCAUCUUGAAAAGUCCUUGAAUUCGGUUUAGGUCCUUGAAAAGUACUUGAUUUCUUUAUUAGGUCUUGAAAAGUCCCUGAAAUUUGCAACCUUGUCUACACAAGACAACUUUUUCAGUAAAAUUAGAUUGAGGAAAAUUUGGCUCAUCCUUUGUGUAUAAGAACCUGUAAAACUCAUGGGUAACAUGAAAACAUUUUUGUGCAUGAACAAUAGUUUAUUUCUGUUUCUUUGUUUCAAAUGCUAUUCUGUACCUCAGAUGCAAUUACAAGUCAUACCCAGUUAUUUUGCAAAGUCUUGUUGCGGAAAGUAGUAUGGCCGAAGAAGUAAAAAAUCAUAAAUGACUCCAUGACGUGUUUGGGCCAAUAGCGUGAUCAAUGCUUAAGGGGAAUUAAAGAAUGCCGAUUUAUUAAGUAAAUCUUAGUCCUUGUAAACUGUAAUUUGUCCUUGAAAAAUCCUUGAAAUUUGUUUGUCUCAAGUUGUACAAACCAUGUAAAUGACAAAUAUUGAGGGGCAGAGUUGCUACCAUUGAUCCAGUCUAAAUCAUUCCAUGUUUUUUUACUUGUUUUGCGGUGGUUUUGAAUCAAAUCCAGGAUGGGCUGGAACACAGUUGAUGACAUGUUGCUGCAACACAUUCUGGUAACCAACUACUCCUUCUGAACAGCAACAAAUCGCAGCAACAUAUCACUUCGUGUGUAUUGGAAAAUAUUUUCGAAAAAUCUUUGUCCCUGUGAUUGAUAGAUUUAGAUAUGAUAGAUAGGUACUUUAUUAAGUACAUUGCAGCAUAAGCUGAAUUGCAUAUUUACAUAAUGAUAAUAAUUUAUACUAACAAUUGUAAAAAUGGGCAAUAAUUGUAAUAGCUAAAACUAAAAACGUAUAAUAAGAAACCUAAAAAUUAUUUACAAUUCUGCCUGAGGCCAUAAAAAAACUGUUCUUAAAUCUAUUUGUCUUGCAACGAGGCAAAGUCAAAGUGCGCGCGUGCCUUAGAUUAUAAUUGCUCUUAUAUGGAGGCAGCAACAGCUUUCUUAGCUUGUGGUUCGGGUCGCUCAUUAUGCUUUCAAACGUGCGUGUGCAAAUGUUGUGGUGAUGCUCCGCAACCGUUGGUAAACUCAUAAGCGCUAAAGCUUGCUGAUAUUCUAUACCAGGACAUGUUGCAAUAAAUCAAACAAAACCAAAUCUUUUUUAAUUUGAGUAGCUUGUUGCAGUGACAAAAUUAUGUUUCAGCUAGUAAACACAAAGCAGUUUGUCGCAAUAUAGGUGACACCAGGCGACCUGUCAGGUAAUGUGUUCCAACCUUUGCAUCCUAUUAUAUGACAUACAAGAAGACAUAACACUUUUGGGCUUGAAUUUCAGUUUGUCCUUUGAACAAGUAGCACUCAAAUUUUGGCGUAACCAUUGCCGUUGAAUCCUUGUCUAAAUUUAUUUUUCUAGUCAUCCUUGCUAACUAACGACAGGACUUUUUCGAGCUCUGCCUUUACAUCAGUUUUCAUUGUCCAAGUUCUCCAUCUAAUGUCACUGUUUAAUCAGACAAUAAAACCACAGGAAUAAAGGGAAAAAAGCAACUCCAUUUUAAACAAAUUCUCCCAAAUCUUCCCCAUGUGAAAAAGGUGUGGAGAAUUUCUAUGAUAUCAGGGCCUAAAGGGUUUCAUUAAAAAAAUAUCUUCUUAGUCAGAGGGAAAAGUUCAUUUUUUAAAUAAGCACAGACUGAUGCCAAUCAAAAUCUGGGGACUGACUCUUCCAGUAGUAUCCCAUCUCCUCCAUAAUCAACCCAUGCAAUUUACCCAGAUACACACAAAUCAGCCCAAUCCCUAAACCAUAACAUAGGUGUGGCUCAGAAAAUUGUAUUAAAGUCUUACACUACAGAACGAUCAACAGUAGCUUCCAUGAUUGUAAUAACAAAAAUAAUCUUUGUCCAUGAUGACAGAUAUGCAAAGAUGUCACUAAUAAAUUUUUAAAAAACAUACAAGGCAAUUAAAAAUCAAAUUUGUUUUGAAUUUUGGAGAAAUUUGGGGCAAAAGCAAAGAAGAGCUCAAAGGACUUUUUUAUCCAGGAGAUUUUAUUAAUAACAUGAGAGAUUUGUGCCAUACUCGGGAAAUUCAAUCCUGAUAAUAUGAGAGUUGGCUUAUAUGUUUGUAAUGUUGCACAUGAUUUUAGAUAAAUUGUGUUUUUUAAAAGGGCAUUACUCAUGGUUUGAAGCCUCUUAAAAAGGCUAUCCUCUUUAAGUUAAUAUUACCAGUUGCCCAAUAAAAUUGUUAAAUAUUGUUUUUCAUUAAUUUUCAGGGCUCCUUUGCUGAAAACCUUGUCUUCUUACUAGAUGCACUGAAAAGUGGUGGGUGUUUAUAUUCAUCUGCUGGAAAAAGGACUUAACGAUAAAUGACUUUUGAUAAUAGGGCCAUUUAUACGAGGAAAAAUAAGACGCGUCUUAAAUAAGACGCGAACUGUACCAUUUAUACGAGCAUGUCUUAUGUAAGACAAGAACAGCUCGUAUAAAUGGUUAGCGUCUUAUUUCUGUCCUUGACUUGUUUUCAUGUGAAUGUCGCCCGUAGCAACAGCAAUCUGAGGUGGCGCGCCAAAAAUUAACGCAUGCGUACUAUGUGUUUGCGUCUCAUGUAAGAAGCGAAGGUCAUUUAUACAAAGUUUUUCUCAUCUUAGCUAAGCCGCGUCUUAUUUUAGACGAAAUGUGCCGUUUAUACGGAAAGUUCACGUCUUAUUUAAGACGCGUCCUAUGUAAGAAGCGUCUUAUUUUUCCUCGUAUAAGUGGCCCUAUUAUGUCAAAUUGUCUCCAGUCUUAGGAGCAACCAUAAGGCAAUUUGGAAUGAGAAUCUAGCAAAUGAACUUUCUUUGUGUUUAUAGUCCUAACCAUCUCACUCCAUCCACAAAAUAAUAGAGUGCAUUGCAUGUAUACCUAAGGAAGUAUACUUGUCACCUUAUGCAGUUGAACUUCCAUGAAGUAGCCACCCUCAGGGUAACAGCAAGUCACUGCUUGAUGAAGGGUGGCUUCUCAAUAGGGUUCAUCAGAAAUUAGCAUUAUAUUUAGCAGAAAAUCACUUUAUUCUGAAACAAACACCUUCAGGGGCUUGUAUAACGUUCACCCAAGAGAUAGCUCUUAUGUUACAAAGACGCAAAUUAUUCUCAAAAUGUUGUGAUGAAGUUCUCCCAGCUUAACACAAACCAGACCAUAAACUAUGGCAUAAACUUUAUAACCAGAGAAGAUGGAAGUGCUUAUACAGUAACUAAUAAAAACAACAGAAUACUGGUCCAUAAACAUUUGCCAAUUUCUAUAAAUAGCUGUAUUUUUCUUCAUCACAGUUUCAAAACAAAGCCAAACUACAUGCAUCAUACACUUAGAAUUAUUCUAUUCUGUGUUCUACAUUAUCCUUUCUUUUGCAUUGUAAAUAGCUACAAUCCUGGACAAAAGUCCUUGGGACAGUACCGCAAUAUGCAUAUUUUUCUGUCAUUUCUCGGUUUCCUCUUAAAACAGUGCAUCAUUUUCGAAAUUUUCUUGUACUUCUCCCUCCCCCCACCCUAUACAAAGUUGAAACUCGGAAACAAUUCUGGAUACACGUGUCCAACAUUGUUUGUGGGGUGAAGGGAGGGGUUGGACCUGUGUGAAUUGGAAAACGCCCCAGAAACGCAAAAGUGUCCCAAGACUUUUGUCCAUGAUUGUAGGUUAUAGGUUAUAUAAUUAUUAUAUUUAUUAAAAACUGAAUCAUUGGAUAAUGUAAUUCUAGAGCUCUAGUUGACUUAGCCAUCAUGACAUUUGAGCCAUUACAUACCAUGCUCUCCAAAAAUGGUAAUUGAACGCGUCUGCUCAAAAUUAAAAACAACCUGAAAAUCGGUUGUGUUUAAAAAUUAAUUCGGGAAGAAUUCUUGAUAUCUUGUGGGCAUUUGUGGGCAUUUUGUGGGCAUUUGGCACUUGUUGGAUAUGUGAUGAUUAUAGCCAACUUGACACUAUGCGCCUUGUUGGCUAUCUACCAUCUCAUAUCCAAUGCGCACUCGUGGAAUACACUGUAAUUUUUUGUUAAAUAUACGUUUUUAAUUAUCUUAAUUGAGCAGAUUAGGAGCCAUUCAAUGGAUUUGCUGAAAUAAAGCUAUUAUUAUUAUUAGAAUUAGCAGUAUUCUAUUCUUUUUGGGAUUACUAGCCGCUUGAAAGGGCAUGGCUGCCAAAUGGAGGUUUAAAGUUCACUAUAGUUUGUAUUUACAGGUGGCCAGGAAAGUCAAUCAGUCCUGUUUAUUCUGGAUGAGUUUGACUUGUUUACAAACCACAAAAAUCAGUCAUUGCUAUACAACCUGUUUGAUGUGUCACAGUCUGCCCAGACUCCCAUCUGUGUAAUUGGGCUCACUUGUAGGCUGGUAAGUCUGUGCUGAAAUGUAUAUUGUUAGUGUAUUGUUGUUCCUUCUAAAGCACAGUAAUUGACUAGAAGAACAUUAUGUGCACUCUUUUAGAUGUCCCUCUCUAAUAAACGCACCGUGACAAUUACUCCACAAUACUAGCAAAUAGCAAAAAGGAGCUAAAUCAUUCAAUUUAUUUAUGCAGUUUCCUGUUUGUUUAACAAUGGGUUGUGCAUUACUUCUUGUUCAGUGUCGAGUUCAAAGUAAGGAUACAACUGUAGGUUAACUAUGACAAUACAAUGACCCUGAACAAAGAUUCUGACUUCAAAGUUGAGAUUUGAAAGAGAAUAUGGCUCUCUAGACGACGUAUACGUAUUACGGAUGGACUGGAUAUUCUGCUGUUCAAGAACUCUCCUCAAAUUUUUGCCGAAAGCAUGUUACUUUUGUGGAGCUUGUUACAGCUAAUGAGAAUUAAUGCUUCUCUUUUUUAAAUGCCCCCUCUUGGACCCCUAAAAUUAAGUAAAUGCCCUUGGCAUCUACAUAUAGGUCAUAUAUGAUAAGUCCUUUUUUUUUUUUUUGCCUGAAGGAUGUCGUAGAACUUCUUGAGAAAAGGGUGAAGUCCAGGUUUUCACACAGACAGAUCCAUCUUUUUAACUCAGGGACAUUUAAUGAUUAUCUUGAAGUUGUUAGGUAAGUAUAUUAUUAAAUUAUGGAAGUUGUAGUAGAUAGUAUUUACUGAGUUCAUUUCAAACAUUUGACAGUCUUUAUCCUGAAUAACUGAUAUUUUUAGUGGCAAAAAGUACGAUUAUCUUCCAAGAAACAUAAGGGGUGGAUGCAGGUUUUUGUAAGGGUGGCUGGUACCAAUCGACCACAAACAAAACGUGAAGUUUAAUUUGUCCUGUGGCAUCCCUGAAAUGUGCCGUUGUGAAAGGAUGUUGAAUAGGAACCCUUAACACCGCAAAUUCUCAUCAUGCCACAAAAUACAAUGUAGAUUUUCUGGCAGAACGCAACAUUAUGCAUAGCAUGAAAAUAAAGUGCAAAUAAAACUUUAGUAACAAACAUGUUUGUUGGCCAAAAGGGGGGGAGGGAUGGUUAGCCACCCAAUCCACCUUCCCUGGUUCCACCCCUGAACAUGGGUUUAAAAUUUGGAGUUUUUGCUUCUAUUACAAUCGACAAAAUGAAUAUACAGUUGUAGUGUUCUAAGGCAUAAGUUAACAAUUUUUUGUUUACAUUAUAGGUCUGUUUUAACAUUACCAUCAAGCUUUAAAGACAGACAAUUUGUUCAAGCCUGGAGUACCCAUGUUGCAGUAAGAAUCUGAAAGUUUGUUUAGUAAAAUUGAGAAACCUUAUUUUUGUUGACACCUGGAAAAGCUUAAAUAUUUCAUGUUCAAGUACCUUUUUUUUUAAAAAGAGGUGACCUUGAGUCACCAGCAGUGCAUGACAAGAAAUAUCUCAGUGUAUAUUCUUAUGAUGUCCUCAGCCUCUACAAGCAGGGGAGGCAACAUCUGAAUGUGUUUUUUAAACCUUUCACUCUCAAAAUAAAUGGCCAAAAUUCACCAAAGUUUCCACAUUUCAUUUUGUAAAAAUCCUGAAAAAGCAAAAUAGUACUAUGUGAAAGCAAUUUUUAGCCUGUCAUUGUGUAGCAAGCAUUUCCAGUUGAGUUAUUGCACAAAAAAUGGAGCAAGAGCAAAAGAAAUGGAAUAUUGAAGGAGGAGGUGGAGGGGGAAAGAGCAAAUGCUUGCCCACAAACCCCACGAUUCUGGAAAACAACCCUUGAUAUUUCACAUUUCAGUUCAUUUGUAAAUAUUGACAGCUUGUCAACAUAGGAGCCAGUAACAUGAAUAAAUGACAGAAUAGAUUACCAGAUUUGUAAAGUUAACUUUGUUCUCAUUAAAACCUGCUCCACACAAAUUCAGAAAACUAUAAUUUUAUAUUAAAAGUAGCUUAAUGAUACAAAAGGAUUGAACUCACAGUUUUUCAGAAUCAUGGGGUUUGCAGGCAAGCGUUUCCUUCUUUCCCCUCCCCCUCCCCCUCCCCCUUCAUUCCUCUUCUUUUCUCCCGUCCCAACUUUCUCAACUAACUCACACGGAGACAUUUGUUGCUUUGCAGGCUAUUUAAAUAACUUGAAAUGGUAGUGCCCAUAGCUCAACUUAUAAAAUGUUUUGAUUUUUUUCUUCGUUUUGUGUUUAAAGGACCUUUUAGAAGACAGUUCUUCACGGGCAGUUCUCAAGAGACAAUUCAGCAUUGCAAAGGACAUUAGAAGUUUACAUCAACUUCUAGUGAGUAACUGAACUCAAACUUUAAUCAUUCUAAAUGCCUAUCUUGUACAAAAUAGACCCACUCAAAUAACCUAGUCAAAAAUAUGCAACAAAGAAACAGUUUGCUGCGAAACAGAAUAUGGAGUCAUUAUAUUAGCCAAAUUCGUUGUAUCGCACUGUGGGUUUUGUAAACCUCAAAGGAAUUUAGGGUGUUUCUGUUCCGUCAAUCAUCUUAGCGAACCUCUUAGGAAACACAUGUUUACUUGUGAUUGGUGCAUUUUGAUCCACUUUGUUUGUUUCUGUGUUUCAAGGUUCGCUGCUUGUGAUCGCCCUGUUUCACACUGUUUCAGGCAAUAAUUGACUAGUUUUCUUCGAAGCUUUUUAUGAUCUUUCUUAUCCUUGCCUCUUGCAGGAAUAAAGCAACGUCUGCUUCCUGCCCUCGACAAAAAUUCCACUCAUCAUCGUGAUUUCCUUCUCUAUUCUUGACCACUUUAGAGUCAUUCUCAGUUUUGUUUUUGCAGGCCAUUAAGCUGGGCGAGUGUGGUGCAUUGCAAUUUGCAUUAACUCCACCCCCACUCACUAAUGAUUGACAGAACAGAAAAACCCAUUCGAAGUUUGCAAACACGCAGCGCGAUACAACGAAUUUGGCUUAAAAGCUCUUGAUCAUUUUUCUCUCUGUCAAGGUACAGCAGGAUCCUGGGGAAUCUAGGGUAAAUGUUACAGUGUGUAACUGGGGAAGGAAAGUAAUGCCAUAUUCACACCAACUAAACAUGUUUAAUUAAACCAGGUGUUAAGAAAAGAAAAACAGACACGGGAAACUGAAACACAGGUUUUUACAAAGGAUUCAAAUGUAGUUUAGCAUAUUUUGUAAUAAUUUUGCACCAAAUUUGCAAUCAACUUAAGUCAGUAAGCAGCUUUUAUGAAGGGAACAAUUUUAAACUGUGUUUAAGUAAACAGCUUUUAAACACGUUUUAACUUUGGUGUGAAUGAGGCUUAAGUUUUAGUUUGAAUUAUUAAGAGGCUCAGGAAACUAAGGGUUAGAGAAAUUAGGAUUCUAUUGUCAGUAUUCCAUUUUAAAAUAAUAUAGAAUUGCUAGUAACAGUAAGUUAAGUGAGGUUCAUAAUACUAGUUUUGAAUUGUUUUUCAAUCACUGUUUUUCUUACGGGGUAUUAAUAUUAUUUUGUAAAUUGCUUUGAUCUAUUGCUUACUAAUAACCUUUUACUUCCAAUAACUAUAAUUUAUUACAAACUCUUAAUACAAUAAAAGGACUGGCUAUGUUGUAUGUUCUUUGCCUCUGACUAAAAUCAAUAAACGCUUGUUUUUUUAGGCCUUUCCAGUUUGCAGCCUUUCUCCAGAUCACCCAUUUAUUGACCCCAAGGAUCUAGUUGAUGCACAGCUCAAGAUGGGAGUGGAUUGCAAGACAGCAAUGUUGUGUGGUGGGUUCUUUAUGUUCAUGUUUUACUAUACAACAAAUAAAAGAACUUGAAAAAAUUCAAGCUUGACCGGAAAUUGAACCCUGACCUUUGUGAUGACCAGAAGCAACACUCUAUCCACUCUAUCUAUAUAUGAGUUCAUUGUAAUAUACUGUACCUGAUAGUGGAAAUGACAUAAAUUGAAAUAUCUUUAAUGAAUGAUAUUAUUUUGAACUACGGAUAAAGAUAUGAAAUUGAACAUGAUCUCCACAGUAGACUGAACAACCUAAGUGGUUGAAAAAUAAUUAUUUUGUUAUAAUUAUAAUUAACAUUGAAUUAGUGCUGGUCAGUUGGUUUAAGACCCUUUAAGCCCCAGUAUCCACAUACAAAUUCUCCAAACUGAUCUCUAUACAUUUCCUUAAUUGGUUAAAGAAUAAGUUGAAAGAAUUUGGAAGAGAAGAUCAAAGUAUUUUCUCUUAGGUGAUUAUUUCAUCAAUUCUCACAACCUUUUCUCUUGACUAUGUAUGGAUAUUGUUAGGAGAAAAUAGAUGUUUGUCACUUUGGAACUUAAAGGGUUCAAGGAGAUUAGGUUGAGAUGUUGUUAGUGGAAAGGGGGUGGUGGUGAAAAUUAUAAGCUACAGUCAAUCCUCUUUACAAUGGUCAAUUUGGGGACUGUGGUAAGGAACCAUUGUUGAGAGAUCGCCAUUAUGGGGAGGGAAGGAGUAACACAACACCACUUUGGGACAAGCGCUGACAUGUAAAUAUUUUCAAGAAGCUUAUUUUAUUCUAUUAACAUUACCAAAAUAUAAAAGAAAAAUCAAAAGCAUAGGACCAACAUAAUAGACAGAGGGAUCGAUCAAUAGAUAGAUAGACAGACAUGCGGAAAGACAGAUGGAUGAAUGGACAGACAGACAGACAGAAAGACUGACAGACAGAUAGACAGAGCGACAGACAGGCUGGCAGACAGACAAACAUGCAAAUGGUCAAACAGACAGAUAGACACACCUGCAGACAGACAGGCAAAUGGUCAUACAGACUGACAGAUGGACAGAAUGAAUGAAUAGCGAAAUGAAUCACCUUCAUUUCAAAAUAAGGCAAUUGGGCAUUGCUUAAAUUUUUUAAAUAAUUGCAGUUGAGCUUCCCUAAAAUGAUAAUUCUUUUGAUUACCAGUAAACAUCAAAAAUGCGGACAAGAUUUUCUAGGCUCUUAGAGAAACCCUUUUUACAAUUUGGAGGUCUAUAAGCUGCUACAGCAUUAACAGCCGUACUGUUUAGCUUGAUAAUUUCAACUCUCAGCAUAAUGCAGACAGAGAGAGAGACCUGCAAACAGACAGACAAAUGGUCAUAGGGACAUACAGCCAGACAGAUAGACAGACAAAGUCAAAGGGUUGUAGUGAGUACAUAGUAAUGUACAUCAUUUUCUUUUAACCCUUUAAGCCCUAAGAUCAAAAUUUGAAUUCUCAUUUGUUGCCCGUAUUCAUUUCCUACAGAAGUAAAGGGGAGAAGUUGAUAAAAUAUCAAGCAAAUUCAUCUUAUGUGAUCAUGUCCAUAAUUCUCAUGACCACUCUGUGUUACAAAGCAUUGAUAUUACAAGGAGAAAUUUGAUGCUGAUCACUCUUGGGGCUUAAGGGGUUAAAUUAUGCACCUAUCAAUGUAAAUCCCGGGGGGGGUGCGGGCAAGGGGAGGGGAUUUGAUGCCUGAGACUAUCCCCAUGUCGGGCUUUUGAUCGUGCGGAGCGACCCCGGGGUCGGGACAUUUGACUUUGACCAAUAGAAGCCUGGUAUCAAUUCAGAAGCAGUUACCAAGUCCCUCGGUUACCAAGUCCCUCAAGGCUUUCUAAAAGUCACGCUGUUGGAGAAAGGUAUGAAGUUUUCAUUUGUGUUAAUUGCCAUAAUCUGAUACUUUACACUGUCAUCUAAACAGAUAAUGUCUAUUUUGAGAAAGUUUUUAUCUUCAAGUUCCCAUCUGAUUGUAAACCUCGAUUGAAAUCGAAUUUUGCCAUGAAAGUCAGAGGAUUUUUUACGGGUCACUGAUCUGACCUGUUCCGACAUGUUGAGCAGAUAUAAUAGCACGGUCAAUCUUCCUGGAGCGAUUAUGUUGUUCAAAAUAAGAGAUGCUAGUGGAGAGAGAAAAUACUUAAUUACAGCAAGUAAUUUAACGGAACUUACAUUAACCUUACAUAAAAGUAGUAAGAACGUACUUUUGAAAUGUUCUUUUAUUCGUUUUAUAUAGUAUUAUAGUAUUGUUUGUUUAGAUUUUUCCCCUGGAGUGGGGGCUUUUUUGACACUUUUGAUUGACCUUUCGUUUCCCACCAGGGGGAAUUUGAUCAAAAAAUUUUAAAAUUUGUCAAAUCCCCACCCCUUGCCCGCACUCCCCCCCACGGGGUUUACGUUGAUAGGUGCAUUACCUUUGGCAAACAACUUAGUGCCUGUUGCUGUUUCAGAGAGUGGAACAGCCAUUAUAGAGAGGUUAAAACAAAAGCAAAUAUAUGGGGCUGUCCACUGGGACAAAAUAAUGUUAUCGUGAGGCAAAGAGACAGCCAAUCAGACAUGAGGCAACUCAACUGCAAACAGCAAUGGCAAUUUGUUUGUUGUUUUGAAGUUUGCUUGUAUGCCCUGAAUUUUAUAGUGAUUGGUUAGUUACACACAACUGACUGGUCUGAAUCAAAUCAAAGUGUUCAUGGUUCAGUACCAUAGUGGCUAGGAUGCUUUGAGUCAAGACAUGUUGCUUAACUAUGUACUGUCUCGUUGCUUCUUGCAGGUGUUUCAGUGCUGGAGCUGUGCCUCAUCAUUGCCAUGAAGCAUCUGACAACAUUGCAUGAAGGAGAGCCUUUCAAUUUUGAGAUGGUCUACAAAGGUAUAUAAAAUAUUUGGCUCUCCAUAGCAACAGUGAAAAACAGUGCAAAGGCCAUGAAAAACUGGUUUUAUCAACUGGGUUCGAAGACAAGAAAAUGACUCACUAUUUUCUUUGUUCAGAAUGAAAGAAUAUGGGUGCCAUAAUAGAGAGGUCAUAGGACAGGGGGUAUCAUGCUAGGAUAAACUUGACCACUCUAGGAAAUGUAAAAUAAUAAUUUUCUCAAUAUGUCUUUAGUGCACGUUUAUUAUGUAUUUCCGCAGUCAUAAUAUAGCGGCGGUUAGCUCGAAAGCUAAGCUUCUCUGACCACUGUAUACUUCUACCCAAGCCAUUAAUUUUCUUUUCUUCCCCUUCUUCUUCUACUUUAUCAGUGUAUUCUUACCUUACUAUAUAUAAUGUUAAUAUUUUAUAAAGUGUGAAUAAUAAAUUGAAUUGAAUUAAAUUGAGUGUCAAAAUUCAUUAGGGCUCUGUCCUCUUUUUCUACGGUGUAAAUUAUCUUGCCUGAACUGGAAACAAAAUUUACAGCCAAUUUUUGAACAGCAUUGCCUCAGAGAGAUGGGGUGGAAUGCAGGCUCAAAAAAUGACAGGGUUGGUAAUUGUAGUCUGGCUGCAUAGCAAACAAAAGUUGCUGAUCAUGAAUAGGUCAUGCAGCUUAAAAAUAGGAAAUCGUCUCUAACUCGUUACCACUGUAAAUCUGUAUAGAUGUGUGCAAGAAAGACACCGUGAGCUCUAUUAAGUGAUAGUCUGUGUUUAAAAAAUAUUUUUAGCUAAGUUAUUAAAAUGUGUAAUAAUAUUUUUAUGUUAGUAACUUUAAUGUACUUAUCCCUUUUUCCUUUUUUCUUCUGUUAAUUCAUUUUGAUAUUUUUAGGUAUUUAAUGUCAUACCAUUAAAAGUUAAAUAUUCAGUUGUCUUAUUUCUCUUCAACAGCACUGUUUAUUCUAAUGAAAUUAAGCAAUUUUUAAUUUUCUUCAGAAUAUCAGAAAUUUUCCCAGAAGAAAGGACAUGCUGUUCAGUCAUUUGAAAAACCUGUUGUUUUGAAGGUAAUUCUUGUAGAUUGUAUAAAGCCAUAAAAACCUUAUUUUAGAACAAGGGAAGGGGUGUGUUAGGUAAGGGUACUGAAUUCCUAAUUCCUAUACUAUCCUGUUUCCUACCUCCUUGUCCAAUACUAUCCUGGUUUCUACCCCCUGAUCCCAUAAAAUCCUGGUUCCUACCCCCUGAUCCCAUACCAUCUUGCUUUCUACCCCCUGAUCCGAUACCAUCCUGGUUCUUACCACCUGAUCCCGUACUAUCCUAGUUUCUACCCCCUGAUCCCAUACCAGCCUGGUUUUUACCUCCUGAUUCCAUAACAUCCUGGUUUCUACCCCCUGAUCCCAUAACAGCCUGGUUUCUACCUCCUGAUUCCACAACAUCCUGGCUGCUGCCCCCUGAUCCCAUUGUAUCCUGGGUCCUACCCCCUGAUCCCAUAUCAUCCUGAUUCCUAGCCCCUUGUCUUAUAUCAACCUGUUUUCUAACUCCUGGCCUCAUACCAUCCUGUUUCCUAUCCCUUGCUCCUGUAACAUCCUGGUUCCCAUCCCCUGGUCCUAUGCCCUCCUGGUUUCUACCACCUGAUCCCAUACCACCCUUGAUCCCAUACCAUCCAGGUUCCUAUCCUCUGGUCCCAUACCAUCCUGGUUUGUACCCCUGCUCCCAUACCAAUCUGGUUCUUAUCCCCCGAUCCCACACCAUCCUUGUCCUUACCCCCUGCACCCAUACCAUUCUUGUUGUUACCCCUGCUCCCAUACCAUCUUGGUUCCAACCUCUUUCUCCCAUAUCACCCUGGUUCCAGCUCCUUGCUUUCAUACCUCCCCUAUCCUUACCAGGACCCCCUUGCUCUCCCUGCUCUCUUACCAUCCUAGUGUCUACCCCUUGGAUAGUAGUCCCAGCUGGCUUUUAACCCUGCCAUUAAUGCACUGGAAAAAGUAGACAUUGUACUUAACAGUUUCCAUCCACCCACUAUGGCUCUUACUCAGUAUUUGAGAAAAGAGAAAACCAAUAACUGAUUUUAUUCUUGGACCCCAAUUUUUGUUUUUCACCUCUUGUACCAUGGGAAUCCGUCUUCCUGCCUUCAGCCUUCGUUAUCUCCUAUAGUCUUCCCUGAUCCACAAACUCCCAGUCUUUGACUUCUCAUUUCUCCAGCCUUACUGAAUUGCAUUCUUUACUUACAUGCAUGUAAGUCACCUGCAGGCUUUCAAAGCAAUCAUGAAACAUUGAUUUGUUUUGUAUUUUCUUAAAGUUGAUGAAUAAUUCAAAUAAAUGCAGUUUUUAAAAAAGAUGUUUAUAGGAAAACGUCGGAAAAAAUAAUUCACAAUAUUAAUAAAUACAUUAAUUCAUUUAAGUGUUACAUUAUUUUAUUGGUAAAUAAUUAUUAUGUUCUUCUCCCCAGGCAUUUGAACACUUGACAGCUUUAGAAUUUGUGAAGUCAUUAGACAGCUUGGCCAAAAAUACUCCUAAAGAAUACAGACUUGUUACCUUAUUAGUAGAUCCAAUGCAAAUAAAUGAUGCUCUUCAAAGAUACCCAGACUGCCCAACUGAAGUGAAGCAGUGGGCAAUGACUGCUGUUGUAUAA
This is a messenger RNA of Porites lobata, 16798 nucleotides long. Lineage: Eukaryota; Metazoa; Cnidaria; Anthozoa; Scleractinia; Poritidae. The record is from the annotation of a GenBank genome assembly.